Messenger RNA from Lactuca saligna, 309 nucleotides. The record is from the annotation of a GenBank genome assembly. NCBI's taxonomy places the organism in Eukaryota, Viridiplantae, Streptophyta, Magnoliopsida, Asterales, Asteraceae.
AUGAAAUCCAAUCACCAGCGAUCCUAUAACAGUUCUUUCUCAUGCUCGAACCCUAGAUCUCACCUCGUACCUUGCUACAUCUCUAUAACAGUUCUUUCUCAUGCUCGAACCCUAUUUCUUUCUCAUGCUCGAACCCUAGAUCACCAGCGAUCCUAUAACAGUUCUUUCAAUUGCUUGAUUUUGUCGAUUCGUAUACGAUUGCAUCAGCAGCUGAUCCAGUCUCGCACCAAAAUCUAUUUGAAGAAGAUUAGAGAUAGAGGGAGAGGUAGGGCUCGUGGUGGUGGUGGUGGUCGAGGUCAAGGAAGAUGA